Molecule: messenger RNA, 775 nt
Organism: Blepharisma stoltei
Lineage: Eukaryota; Ciliophora; Heterotrichea; Heterotrichida; Blepharismidae
Source: the annotation of a GenBank genome assembly
AUGGGAUGUUCUGGAAGUUCUAGUGUAAAAGUUUCUGCUUCAACUAGCGCAAUUAAUAGCAAAACAGAAAAUAAGCCAUCAAUAGAGCCUACAAUACAGCCAAACAGCUCUAAAAAUGCAACUUCUACGUCAACUAAAAAGCAAAAUGAUCCGAAUUCAGGGAAAAUAGUUCAAGUUGAAAAUCAUUGGGCGAUAAUGCCAGUUUUAAAUUUAAGAGCCAAACUAUAUCUAAUCAGAUUAAAUUUAAAUGAAUAAGUAUGCUAAAAUAGUAAUAGCAUUUAAAUUAAACUUAUCCUAAAAUAUAAUAAAUGGGCAUAAAAACUUUAUUUGCUGAAGUAAAGAAGAAAAAGCUCAAUCCUGAAGAUUCAAUGGAAACACUUACUCUGUAAUAAAUAAUAAGAGAUAAAAUAAAAUUGUUUUCCUAUAAUAUUUUUAAAACAAAUAUAAUACAUAAAACAAUUAAAGAUAAAAAUCUUUUUAAAUAAUUAAGCCAAUUUAAGUUGGAAAAUUCAGCCAUUAAAAGGAGCGAGACAGAACAAUUUUAAAAAAUAUUUCAAAUAAUUUUGAAGAAGAAAAAUACAAGUCAAUUAGAAAAGCCAAUAAAAGAUUCAACGAAACAAUAGGGCAAUUUCCAUCAGGAAUUUCACUAAUGCAGUCUUUAGGGUUUCGAGAUGAAGAAGAAAAUGUUAUCUUCGCUCCAGGAUUGCCACGAAGCCAUGUAAUGAAUAAAAUGCAUGACUUAGAAAUAGCUUAUAGAAAGCUAAAUGAAACAUAA